AUGCCGCCACCAGAGAGGAAAUGGAAAGAGGGUAGUUUUAUCCCAACAAUUGAACAAUUUACUAUUACCCAUUCUGGAAUUUCAAACAACUUACUAAACACUUCUUUAGAAACACCAUUUGACUUCUUUGAACUUUUUUUCGACUCAUCAUUUGUUGGAAAUAUUGUUACACAAACUAAUAUUUAUCGAAAUCAGACCAAUUUUACUGCUGCAGCAAAAACGGCUCCAUGGACCGAUACAAAUAUUCCAGAAAUGUAUGUCUUUUUUGUUGCCACUAUACUCAUGUCUUAUACCAAGAAAAAUCGUAUAAAAGAUUUCUGGUCCACGGAUAAUCUUAUUGCAACACCAAUUUUCGGUAGACUAUUUACACGGAACAGAUAUUUAUCACUUUUACGUUAUUUGCAUUUCAACGACAAUACAUGUGCCACUCCCGGUGAUCGACUUGUGAAAUUAAAACCUAUUUUACUGAAUUUGAAAGAAAAAUUCAGUAAAUCAAUGUAUCCAUACAAAAAUCUUGAGAUCGAUGAAAGUCUGAUGUUGUGGCGAGGAAAGCUACUAUUCAAGCAAUACAUACCAUCUAAGCGUCAUCGAUUUGGCGUUAAAUUAUUUGUAUUAUGCGACUGUAAAACUAAACUUAUAUUGGAUUUUAUUGUAUACACGGGAAGUACAACUGAAAUAAAAGAUUUUCCUUCAUUGGGAAUAUCAGAAUCAAUCGUCACGACACUCAUGGAAAAAUAUCUUCACGUUGGUCAUGUACUUUAUUUGGAUAAUUGGUACUCCAGUCCCACUUUAUAUGAAACACUUCAUGACAUGAAAACUGGAGCUUGUGGAACAGUCCGCUCAGAUAGUAUUGGACUGCGGAAAAUUCUCAAGAAAUUGAAAGCAGGAGAAAAAGUAUCUCAAUUUACUGAUAACCUCUUAUAUCUCAGAUGGUAUGAUAAGAGGGAGAUAAACAUGUUGACUACUAUCCAUAACGAUGACAUGAUUCGAACUGAAAAAAUCAAUCACAUCACAAAUGAACCAGUUGUAAAACCGCGAUGUAUUGUGGACUACAACUCAAAUAUGGGAGCAGUAGAUAACACAGAUAUGCAAGUAAGUUUUUCUGAAUGUGUCAGAAAAACAAUUAAAUGGAACAAAAAGUUAUUUUUUCACAUUAUGGACAUGACUCUUCUGAAUGCUUACAUUAUGUACAAGGAAAAAACUGGGAAAAGACUUAAGUUUUUAGAUUAUCGUCUAGAAGUUGUACGUGAGAUCGUUCACAAGUUUGGAAAUAUGAAAAAAGAAGGUAAAGGAAGACCAUCAUUGUCAUCAACACCUCUUCGUCUUACCGAAAGACAUUUUCCAUCCCGAAUACAACCAAAUGGCAAGCAAGCUAUCCGAAGACGAGCAUGUAUUGUCUGCAGUAGAACAGAACUUGGACCAAAAAAGCGUACCGAUACUUUAUAUGAAUGUGUGGAGUGUCUAUGUGUCGAUGACUGUUUUAAAAAAUAUCAUACUUUAAACCGUUUUUAA
Molecule: messenger RNA, 1512 nt
Organism: Didymodactylos carnosus
Lineage: Eukaryota; Metazoa; Rotifera; Eurotatoria; Philodinida; Philodinidae
Source: the annotation of a GenBank genome assembly